CGCGCCACGCUAACAUGUGGAAGGAAUGCCCUCUCAGCCGAAGUUGUCCGAAUGACAGAAGGGUCAUUCCUAAGCGUUUUGUUCUAGCCUGGUGGUAUUUAUUCUACCGUACGAGCACUGGGUUAAAACGUUUGGUUUGAUGUAUGUAGCGUUUACGGCUGGCGCGUAUUAUUAUGGACAGCGACGCCACGCACGGGAGGUAAACUUUUGUUAAGCCUUAAGGAUCUGUGAGCGGCGCCGACUGACCGUAGAGAUGCUCCGUUUCCUAUCCCAGAAGGCCUUGCUGCGGAUGGCCGCCGUCCGCUCGGCUCUCGGCGGCCUCGCUUCCCUCGAUACGGUGCCGGGAGCGCGAGUUGCGACGGGACGGAAACCCGGCGUGUGCUGGGUGAGCUCAUCGGUGGCGCUCAGGGCUACGGGACCGACCGGUCCCCCCCCGAAGGACGAGGCCCCCCUUAGCCCUCCCCGCAGCCUGGCCGGGGCCGACCCCCAGCGUGGCGCAGCGCCGCAGGAACCUGGACCUGGCUCUGCCCUGGAGGAUCCUGCAGACCACGACCCUCUCCAGGACAAGUCCAUGGGCCUCUUUCAGAGGUUCAAGAAGACCUUCAAACAGUACGGGAAAGUGAUGAUACCAGUGCAUCUGGUGACGUCCACUGUGUGGUUUGGCACUUUCUACUACAGCGCCAUGAAGGGCGUAAAUGUCGUUCCCUUUCUGGAGUUCAUCGGACUUCCGGAGAAGAUUGUUAAUAUCCUGAAGAACUCUCAGGGCGGCAAUGCACUCACCGCCUAUGCCAUGUACAAAAUUGCAACGCCUGCCAGGUACACUGUGACCUUGGGUGGAACGUCGUGGACGGUGAAAUACCUGCGCAAGCACGGCUACUUGUCUACACCCCCUCCGGUGAAGGACUACAUCCACGACAAGAUGGAGGAGACCCGAGAAAGGAUUUCCGAGAAGAUGGAGGAGACCAGAGAGAGGAUUUCCGAGAAGAUGGAGGAGACGAAGGAAAGGUUCGUGGAGAAGGUGGAGGAGACGAAGGAACGGUUCUCAGGAAGAAUGGAAGAGACCAGAGAGCGGCUUGCGGACAAGGUGGAGGAAACCAAGGACAAGAUUUCGGGGAAACUGCAAGAAACCAAGGACAAGGUUUCCUUCCGGAAGAAGGCCGAGUAGAAGCGUUUGUGCUGAACUUGGACUGUGGUUCUGGUGGAUCAGACGGUCGACUGAACGCUCCUGCAUGUGAUGCGACUAACGUGAAUUUGAAGCCUAACCAUUUCACGUGGACGUCCCCGGAGGGCUUCUGCUGUUGGACCCUAGAGGGUGGAUCUGGGCCUGAAAAUAAAUGUUCUGCUGUGUGAAUGGGUGGAACUGUAAGUAAUGAGACCGAGGUACAAAUAAUAAAAGCAGGGUCUCCGGGAAUGUAUUUCCGGCGUUCGUGCAUUUGCCCGAAGUCCGCGUGACCGCACUGGUUCGCUGCUGUACCUGGAAUCGGAAUUGAAUGUUUGUCGGUAUAAAGAUUUGUUUACAAAUACUAAAAUGAUCUUUUCAUUA
Molecule: messenger RNA, 1543 nt
Organism: Scleropages formosus (Asian bonytongue)
Lineage: Eukaryota; Metazoa; Chordata; Actinopteri; Osteoglossiformes; Osteoglossidae
Gene: mims1b
Product: family with sequence similarity 210 member Ab
Exons: 4
Coding region: 254-1165 (303 amino acids)
Cellular component (GO): mitochondrion
Source: RefSeq, a predicted model, not a curated record